AUGCAAGAUAAAGUAAAGGCCACUCAGCAUAUCACUGAUAUCCUUUUAAAAUAUGACAUAGAUACUAUCUUUGGUAUUGUAGGUAUUCCUGUAGUCGAAUUAGCUGAUAGUUUUAUUGCAAAUAACAUCAGGUUUAUCUCCUUCAGAAAUGAACAAUCUGCUUCAUAUGCUGCUUCUGUAUAUGGUUAUUUAAAUAAUAAGCCUGGUAUAUUAUUGACCGUCGGUGGACCAGGUCUAAUUCAUUCUUUAGCUGGUAUAUAUAACUCAAUAGAAAAUAAAUGGCCAUUGAUAGUAUUGACAGGAUCAAUAGAGUCAACAGAUCAAUAUAAACAUGGAUUUCAAGAACUGGAUCAUGUUUCUCUUUUACAUAGACAUAUCAACUUUACUGCUAAAUUAUCCUUGGAGAAUAUCGAUAGAUGUUUUUAUGAAGCAAUGAGAAACUCCUGUUUAAUAAAUAAAGGAGUAAGUUUUAUAGAGAUUCCUGGCGAUUUAUUCCACUCGACUAUAUCAACUGAUGUAAUCGACAAAUCUAUUGUACAUCAACCCAUUUCUAAGAAAUUAAUUGAAUAUCAACCAACUGAUGAGUUAAUUACAAAAGUAUCGAAAUUUUUAUUAGAGAAUAUAAAUAAGAAUAAGAAGAAUUGUUUAGUAGUAAUAGGAGAUGGUGCUAUGGAUGAUUCCCAAAAAUUGACCAAAUUUCUUACACAUUUUAAUCUGCCUUUCAUUACAACGCCAAUGGCCAGGGGUAUUGUACCUGACUCAAGUAAACUCAAUGUAGCAAGUGCAAGAUCAUUAGCUUUAAAAAAUGCUGAAAUAGUGCUUUUGAUUGGAACUAAACUUAAUUGGAUAUUACAUUUUGGUUCCAGCUCUAAAUGGAAUGAAAAUACAUUAUUUAUUCAGAUCGACAACUCGCCUUCCAAUCUAGGAUUAAACAAUUCAAAAGGGUUGGAAUAUUCAUUGUUUGGUAACAUCUCAGUAACCCUUGACAAAUUAUCCAGAUCUUUGAUUAAAUUUAACAAGAAUAAACAAUGGAGAUAUCAAGGUCCAACAGAGAAUAUUAAAAUAAAGAUCAAAGAAAAUGAAAUAAACUUGAAGAAAAAGGAAUCCAAUCAUUCAACAUCUCAGUUGAAUUAUAAUGAAGUAUAUGGGAGUUUGAGAAAAAUAUUAAAUGAUAGAGAAACCAUAAUAGUUAUGGAAGGUGCCAACACCAUGGAUAUUGCAAGAAUUUCAUUUAAAACAGAUUAUCCUCAACAUAGAUUAGAUUGUGGAAAUCUAGCAACUAUGGGUGUUGGGUUAGGCUAUGCAAUCUCGGCAAAGCUUUCUAGACCUGACAAAACAGUAGUAUUGAUUCAAGGUGAUUCAGCGUUUGGGUUUUCGGGAAUGGAAAUUGAAACUGCAGUAAGGAAUAAAUUAGGUUUAAUAAUUAUAGUAAUGAACAAUAGCGGUAUUUAUAAGGGAGUUCCAAUUGAAGAACGAAAAUCAGACAAAGCUCUACCGUCUACUGCAUUAACCCAAGAUUGUCGUUAUGACAUUGUAGGGAAGGGACUUGGCGCAAAUGGGUACCUGAUUAGAGAUUUAAAUCAAUUGGACAAAUUUUUUAAAUUAGCUGUUCAAAGAUCUAAAGUUAAUAAGGAGACCUCUAUUUUAAACGUAAUUUUAGAACCUGGUAAACAGAAAAAACUUUCUUUUGGUUGGCAGACAAAGGCACGAUUAUAA
This is a messenger RNA of Vanderwaltozyma polyspora DSM 70294, 1716 nucleotides long. It is a transcript of the gene PXP1, whose product is annotated as putative indolepyruvate decarboxylase family protein. Gene Ontology annotation, cellular component: peroxisome. The record is from RefSeq and is a predicted model, not a curated record. The coding region runs from base 1 to 1716 and encodes 571 amino acids. Gene Ontology annotation, molecular function: catalytic activity; magnesium ion binding; thiamine pyrophosphate binding. The transcript has a single exon. Lineage: Eukaryota; Fungi; Ascomycota; Saccharomycetes; Saccharomycetales; Saccharomycetaceae. Gene Ontology annotation, biological process: fatty acid alpha-oxidation.